UCAGUGGGUGGAAAAAAAAUACGGCAGGACUUUUACUUUCUGAGCCCUGGACUUUCCACCUCUGCCGCGAACGGACCCGUAUCGGAGUCCACUUGCUCGCAGUGACGGAUCCGCAACGAAGGCGGAUCACGGACCCGCCUUGGCUCCGCGCUGCAUCCGCUCCGCAUCCGCGAUUAAAACCUUACCUCCGCGGCGGGUCCGUUUGGGACCCGCAAAUUGAUACAACCGUUACAGUAAAGGCGCGUGCGCGUCCGCGGAUCCGACAUGGGUCCGCUCAGGAUCCGCUGAUUGACAGUAGAAUUUAUGGUGCCGCCCGGAUGCGGAUCUGAUCCUCUGGGCGGCGUCAAAACGGAUGUGACAGUCACGCGGGUUUGGCGACUUGAAUGCGGAUCCGCCACGGAGUCCCUUGCUGUGUGGGAGCUGUCUUUGCAGGGGACUUGCCUCAUCGUCAUGGCAACGGUUCGUGGCCAGGUGUGUUUGCUACUGAAACAACUGAAAUACAGUCAGUGUCAGUGAUGGAGGGAGAUUCUGUCACUUUAUACAUCGAUGAUACUGAAAUACAGAAAAGAGACAAUAUACUCUGGAAAUAUGGAGCUGAAAAGCAGAUUAUAGCUGAAAUCAGUAGAAAUUAUGAAUUAUUCUACACACAUAACGGUACUGAUGGGAGAUUCAGAGACAGACUGAAGCUGGACGAUCAAACUGGAUCUCUGACCAUCACAAACAUCACAACUGAACAUGCUGGAGAUUAUAAACUAGAGAUAAGAGGAGUGGAUCUGACUACAAAAACAUUCAAUGUUUCUGUCUAUGCUCGUCUACCUGUUCCUGUCAUAAGCAGUAACUCUUCACAAUGUUCUUCAUCAUCAUCAUCAUCAUCAAAUUGUUCAUUGGUGUGUUCAGCUGUGAAUGUGAGUCAUGUGACUCUCUCCUGGUACAAAGGAAACAGUUUAUUGUCCAGCAUCAGUGUGUCUGAUCUCAGCAUCAGUCUCUCUCUACCUCUGGAGGUGGAAUAUCAGGAUAAAAACACCUACAGCUGUGUGCUGAACAAUUCAUUCGCUAACCAGACGAGACACCUGAACAUCACUCACCUCUGUCACACAUGUGCAGCUCCUCCAGUCUCAGUCUCUCUGAUAGUGUUGAUCUCUGCUGGAUCUCUGUUGAUUGUUGCUGCCGUCGGGAUCUUCUGCAUCUGCAGGAAAUGUAGAAAACUUGACAGAGAAGUUCGGACUGGUGAGGAAGAGAUCACUUAUGCUGAACCAUCGUUCUACAAAAGAAACAUACAGAAAUCGAAAGCUGGAGAGGAGGAUCAUGUGGUUUAUGCACCUCUCACAAUGAGAAGAUGAACAGACUUCAAUCUUUAGGGUACAAGACCCAACUGUGUGACCUGUGAGAGAUCUAAAGCAUAAUAAUUUAAGAUGAUUUUAUCAAAUGGUCUCCUAAAACUUCAAAACAACUUGCCUUAUAAUACAAGGACAUUUAACAAAUUAUCUAAAUCGUAUGGCCCACAUGAAGCAUUUUCAUGUUUGACUUUAAAAGUCAAAGGUUGAAGCGACCAUGUGUGUAAAUCUCAUGUGGUUUGGUCAGUUGGACAGAGAAUGUAUCUACUGCUGGAUGUUUGUGUUUGAUGUCAGUUUGUGAGUGUGUCUGCUGUGAAAAGUGUGUCUGUCAAUAGCGUGUGGUUUAAGUUGUUUUUCCAUUCCUGCUCACAUGAAACCAUUUGACUUCUGCUCUAUAGAAAACCUUCUUUACACAAUACUGAACUUAUCAAAAAGGUCUCAAAUCAUACAGAGAUAUUACUUUGAGAUAUGAAAAUAUCAUUUGUUUUGUGUGCAUAUGUGUCAUGACCUUAUAUAAAUGCUCAUGCUGUAAUCAUGCAGUUAAGCAGUGCUGGUUUUUAGCAGCUAUUUCCAGCUCCAGCAACACUUCCUUCUGAGAACUAUAAACCUUUUUGAUACCUUGAUAGGUCAUAUCCAGUUUUUUUGUAUGAGAUUAAUUUUAAGAAUAAAUGCAAUGUAUUGCUGA
Molecule: messenger RNA, 2019 nt
Organism: Megalobrama amblycephala (Wuchang bream)
Lineage: Eukaryota; Metazoa; Chordata; Actinopteri; Cypriniformes; Xenocyprididae
Product: T-cell surface antigen CD2-like
Exons: 6
Coding region: 384-1340 (318 amino acids)
Source: RefSeq, a predicted model, not a curated record